This is a messenger RNA of Clonostachys rhizophaga, 1080 nucleotides long. The record is from the annotation of a GenBank genome assembly. NCBI's taxonomy places the organism in Eukaryota, Fungi, Ascomycota, Sordariomycetes, Hypocreales, Bionectriaceae.
AUGCAAAACUCAAACAGGCGAGAGGAAGCUUAUAUAUAUAUAAGCACUGCGUUGAGGUUGGCUAUAUCCCAUGGGUUCCACCGCGAGUCUCGAUUAGAAAAGUUUGCCCAUUCCGAGAGGGUCAGGCUUAACCGGCUCUGGUGGACCGUUUACAUGCAAGAGAGGCGCCUAGCAGCUGCUACAGGUAACCCAUCAGGUAUCAACGAUGAAGCGAUCGAAUUGCCGCUACCAACAGACGCGCCAGGAUUCAGCCCUGCAGGACCCCUGUGCACGAAUAUCAAGAUAGGCAGAGUGGUGGGAAGAAUCAUCAGUGAUUUAUAUGGAAAGGAAGCGGAAACAGAACAGUCGUUCGUUUCAAACGUCCAGGAUAUUGUGCAGACGCUAUACGAUAUAUCACAGAACAUACCGUCGGAACUUGACAUCAUUAUUUUUGGCUUUUUCGACCUUGAAUCAGCAGUCUCAGCUGCUAUCGUGAUGACCCUUAUGGCACUGUAUAACUCUGCGUGCCCAGAUCAAGACCGCUUAUAUCCAACGCUGGGACUUAAUGAUGCGCUUGAAGUGCUUCAAUUCUUAGCCGACAAGGGCAAUAUCUUUGCCUUCCAGCGGCUCCAGGAGGCUAAAAAACUUUGGGAGCUGACGAGAGCUUUCCUCCAAAGGGCUCGUGCUGAAACAAACAGCCACAAUACGGUGCCUGAGUUGGACCACAGGCCUGAACUCGCGACAGGUAACCCUACAAAUAACAACGACAAUAGCAGUUGCCCUCCACGAUGGGAAACUGGAUCAUUUCGACAACCAAACACUGAGGAAAACAUAACUGGCAAUGUGGCCAACGACCCAAACGUGAUAAACAUGGCGACGCUCGAUAAUAAUCUAUGGGAUGAAAUCUCAAACAUUUGGACCCUUCGAUCGGAUCCUGGAGGCAUCGUCUUAGCUCCAGGGGAGUUGAUACCUAAUCCACUGACGGAAGACGUCUACAGGCAAUAUUACGCUCUUUACAAUAACGGGCAAGGGUCUUUCAUUGGAGAUGAUAUGGAAGGCUUAACGGACCUAGGCAGAUAUCUAUUCAAUUCUGGAACCUAG